AUCAACUUCUCAUACUCAUUUCUGCAAGAAAUCUGAAAGAAAAAAUGGCAUACAAUCUUCAAUCCCUCAUCACUAUCCUACAACAAAUCCUUCAUCCCGAACAAAUCCACUGGACUUUUGAUCACAACAAGCCACAGCUCGAAUCACUACUCCAAAAAGCUGAAUCUCUGAUGCAGAUUCUUGAAAACUCUUCACCCUCACAAAUAGCAAGUUUGGAGAGUCAAAUCAGAGAAACAACAUAUAAAGCAGAAGAUAUUAUUGAAUCACAGAUGGUUCAUCAAAUGCUUUCCAACCCCGAUAGCAAGAGCUUGACCUUUUCCACCCCAGAUCUGCAAGAAGUCAUUCAAGAGCUUGAUUCUGCACUGGUUUUCUUGCAUGAUCUAACACGAGAUUUGCAGCAAGCAGCUCAACAGCUUGAAUCUGUGAAGCUUGUGGAAUUGGAGGAAAAGAGUGCUUCUUCCUCGAGAUCUAAGAGUGAUUUGGUGGGAGUUGAUGCAGAUCUGUUGCAGUUGAAGGAUCGUCUCACGAAUACGGAAAGGGAGGUGGAGAUCAUCCCACUUGUUGGUAUGGGUGGUAUAGGUAAGUCCACCCUUGCUCGAAAUCUUUAUGACGAUCCGAAUAUUGUUUCUCACUUUGAUUAUCGUGGGUGGGCUGCGAUUUCACAUGUUCCCAACAUCCGGGAAAUUAUGUUAAAUCUUCUUCGUGGCCCGGAUGAAGAGGUCAGCGAUGAACUAAUGAGACGGGGAGACUAUGAGUUGAGAGAAAUAUUGUAUAAGAGAUUGUUUGGGCGAAGAUAUAUGAUUGUGUUGGAUGAUAUAUGGAGCACAGAUGUCUGGGAUGAGAUACAGAGAUAUUUCCCGGACAACAAUAAUGGGAGUCGAGUUGUGAUCACUACCAGACGGUCUGAUGUUGCGGAACAUGUUGCAGGCUCGAAGAGUCUGCAUCAUGUUCGGCUGCUGGACAAGUUUGCAAGUCGGGAUUUACUUUGCCGGAUUGUGUUUGGGGAAGAAGAUUGCCCUGACAAUUUGCAAGAGGUGGCAGCUAAGAUUGGGAGUGAUUGCAGUGGGCUUCCUCUUGCAAUUCAUGUGAUUGGAGGGCUCUUGUCGAAGGUCGAAAGAUCAAGAGAUGUUUGGGAGAAUGUUUCAAUAAACGUAAAAGCUUCAAUUGUUGAAUUAGAUGAGCAGCAAUUCUCCAAUAUACUUUCUUUGAGCUAUAACCACUUACCAAUUCACUUGAAACCAUGUUUCUUAUAUAUGGGAGCUUUUCCAGAAGAUUACAUUAUUAAAGGAUCUAGACUCAAGAGUCUAUGGAUAGCCGAAGGAUUCGUGAAAUCUAAUGGAGAUAUGAGUUUGGAGGAAGAGGCCGAGGAUUACUUAAAAGCAUUGGUGGAGAGAAAUCUACUUUUGGUUAGACGGAAAAAAUCCAAUUGGAAACCAAUGAGUUACUCAAUACAUGAUCUGUUGAGGGAUUUGUGCAUAAGGAAGGCUUACGAGGAGAAGUUUUUAAACCUCAAGGAUUCCAUGCGCAGUGUAAGUGUUAACUCGUAUUCUGAAAUAGAAGAUGUGCGUGCUUCACCACAAUUGAUGUCACUUGCUCGAUCUUUUAUAUGCACUGGCGAGGAGAUUAUAUUUCCUAUGUUUUCCAUAUCAAGAUUGGUUAGGGUGCUAGAUGUAAGGGGAAUCAAAUACAAAGAGUUACCAGAAGAAAUACUUCAACUUGUCAACUUACGCUACUUAGCUUUCUCCUGCACUUCGGGUAUACCUAUUGGAAUAUCAAGGUUGUGGAAUCUGCAAACCUUGAUUUGUGGGCAAGAAAUGACGCUUAGUUUGCCAUCUGAGAUAUGGGAGAUGUCUGAGUUAAGACACCUUAGGAUAGAAAGAAUAAUCCAAAUUGGGGAGGGAUACAAGAUAAGAUUUGUUCACAAGAAGCUGCAGACAAUUUUCUUUAUUUGGAUAACUCCUUCACUGAUUAGUAGUGGUUUCUUUGAGAUCAUCCCAAAUGUCGUUAGGUUAGGAAUCUAUUACGAAGAUUCACCAAAUAUUGAAAUUGAUCUUAGCCAUCUCGGCAAACUUGAAACUUUAAAAUGUCAAUCUAAGUUGAAUGAAGAUGGUAGCUGUUUUCUGAACAAACUCAGAUUUCCAUGUAGUAUUAGAAAGUUAACUAUAUUUUACUGUGUACUAUCUCGGAGUUUCUUGACAACUCUAUGUGGACUACCGAAUCUGGAAGCGCUCUCAAUAUGCAAAUGUGUGUAUCAAAGAGACGGAGAGACAGAGGAACAAGAGUGGGAGAUGACAGAAAGAGAUAAAUUCCGCUCAUUGCAGUAUCUGCGCCUCCAGUCCUUUAAUAUAGUGCGUUGGAGAGCCAACGACACCAACUUCCCUAAACUCCGGUUGCUGGAUGUAAUCAGAUGCAAUGAGCUAGAGGAAAUCCCUAGUGGCAUUGGAGAUAUCAUAAAUCUCCAAGGAAUUGGCGUACGUGGAUGUGGCGCUUCUGUAGUGGCCUCAGCACUACAAAUUCAGAAGGUGCAGCAAGAGGAGUACGGCGAAUAUGACCUCAAAGUGGUUAUAAUGCAAGAUUAGAAGCCAAAAGGGUGUUAAAGAUUGUAAGAAUGUUUUGAGUUCUCGAUUUGCAGUUUCUAAAACCGCGACAAGUUGUAAGAAUGUUUUGGGUGCAGAUGAGCUAUAAUAAUUUCGAACCGUGCCCCCUUUCCUCAUGUGUCUCUGUGCUUAACUGACGACGAUUCCUAUCUUCUGUUUGCUAUAGAAUGUGCUUUCUGCUUCUUUCUAUACUUUGGGAUCGAUUUGUGUUCUUACUUUUCCUUUAAUGGUGUUUUGCAUAAAAUAUGCAAAU
Messenger RNA from Salvia hispanica, 2850 nucleotides. The record is from RefSeq and is a predicted model, not a curated record. Lineage: Eukaryota; Viridiplantae; Streptophyta; Magnoliopsida; Lamiales; Lamiaceae.